AUGCCUCAGCGGACUCUAACCGUUGACGGUCAAUCCGUCACGGAUCUGAGCGACACUCGCCCAACUGAUAUCGAAUACCCAGAGACCUCUGAGUMCCCCGCCAUACGGCAGAGAGCCCUUCCUCUCAGGCCUCUAGGUGAUCACGUACCUCCACGUGGCAUCCGCGAGCCAACCGCAGUUCCACGAGACAGGGGGUUCUUCGCAAACCCUGACCUGCCGAAUCUGUUUGCAGAUCCGGAAGUCAAAAGAUUGGAUCUAACACCUUCCUUGGGUACACUUAUCACCGGGCUGCAGCUUUCUUCGCUGACGGACGCGCAAAAGGAUGAGUUGGCGUUACUUGUUGCUCACCGGGGUGUGUUGUUCUUCCGUGACCAGGAUAUCACGGCCGAAGGGCAGAGGGCAUUGUUCGAUUAUUAUGGAAUCCCAGAAUUGCUGCCCGACCCAGAAGACGCCAAGGCAAAGGGCAAACCUAUAGUGAAUACUAUUGCGGAACAAGAUGAAGACUUCCGAGAAAGCUAUGUCCAUUUUAAAUGGCCAUUCGCAGACUUUCAUGCAGAUAGUAGCUUCCAAGCUAACCCUCCCUCGUUCUCUCUCUUGAGAGUUCAUGAAUUACCGCCCACAGGCGGUGACACAAGCUGGAUAUCCGGCUAUGGCACAUAUGAGACCUUAUCAAAACCACUGCAAAGAUUUGCAGAUAGCCUCAACGCUUGGCAUAGCUCCGGGCUUGUAUACGAAUCCAUCAUCAAUCAUUGGAAGCAUAAUGUAGCAGAGCGACCCAUCGAGACACUGCAUCCAUUGGUGACUACCCACCCAGUGACAGGUUAUAAAGUCCUAAAUCUGAAUUCGGGUUUCGUGACGAGGCUGGACGGACUGAAACGAUAUGAAUCUGAUAAGCUUCUCGAACUCCUCUUCACGCAUAUUCAUACGGCCCAGGACCAUAUGGUGCGGUUUCGCUGGGAAAGAAAUUCGGUAGCGUUGUGGGAUAAUCGGUACAGUCUUGUUCCCGCAUCACCCUAG
Talaromyces amestolkiae is the source of this 1017-nucleotide messenger RNA. RefSeq lists its product as uncharacterized. Gene Ontology annotation, molecular function: 2-oxoglutarate-dependent dioxygenase activity. The coding region runs from base 1 to 1017 and encodes 338 amino acids. Gene Ontology annotation, cellular component: cytoplasm. The record is from RefSeq and is a predicted model, not a curated record. Lineage: Eukaryota; Fungi; Ascomycota; Eurotiomycetes; Eurotiales; Trichocomaceae. The transcript has 5 exons.